Messenger RNA from Torulaspora delbrueckii, 456 nucleotides. It is a transcript of the gene MIX17, whose product is annotated as Mix17p. Gene Ontology annotation, biological process: mitochondrion organization. The record is from RefSeq and is a predicted model, not a curated record. Gene Ontology annotation, cellular component: nucleus; mitochondrion. Bases 1 to 456 code for a protein of 151 amino acids. The transcript has a single exon. Lineage: Eukaryota; Fungi; Ascomycota; Saccharomycetes; Saccharomycetales; Saccharomycetaceae.
AUGGCACGUUCCAGAGGAUCCGCUAGACCAGCUUCAAGACCUAUGCAGACGCGUUCUGCUUCCACUAUGGCCGCUCCAGCUCAUGCUCCACCACAGCAGCACCAGUCUGCUUACUCACACCCACCAGCUACGGCUGCUGGUCAGGCCAAGCAACCGGGUAUGUUUGCUCAAAUGGCUUCCACAGCUGCUGGUGUUGCUGUUGGUAGUGCGGUGGGUCAUACUCUCGGCGCAGGUUUAACAGGUAUGUUUUCCGGCUCUGGAUCUGCUCCCGCAGAGCAGCAGCAGCAGCAGUUAGCAACUAAUGGCUCUCUAGAACAGAACCAACAGGUCAAGGCAUGCGAUGUAGAUGCUAGAAACUUCACUCGUUGUUUGGACGAGAACAACGGCAACUUCCAGAUCUGUGAUUACUAUCUGCAGCAAUUGAAGGCUUGCCAGGAAGCUGCUCGUCAAUACUAG